AUGGACUAUCUCAAUCAUGCUUUCGACUAUUUCAACGACUGAAUAGCAUGAUACCGCCACAUGGCUUACUAUUACAUAGGCUACCAUGCCCACGAGUAUCGCCUCCAGUCAGCCUCGUCCAAAAACAAAAGCAAAAAGUUUGUUGCAGUAAGAGAUAAUGACAUUGAAGAAAUCCAAGCUAAUCUUUUUAAUGGAAACUGACAGGUAUACCUUCUCCUCAAUCCUCCCAAUAAUAAAAUCUUUCUAUUUUUUAUAUAAAAAUUCAUUAUAAAACCCUAUAAAUGAUAUAGUCUCUAUAAAUAAUAUGACAACCAUGCUCCACGAAGCCGUAGUGCUCGACAGACGAUCAAUUUUUGAUUUUUUGCUUCGGCAAGGCGCAGACCCAAAUGUCCGUGACCGCAAUGGUAUGACUCCUCUAUUAAAAGCUGCAGCCCUCGGCAGAGAACAUAUGGUGAUCGAGCUAUUAAAAUGUGGAGUAAACCCCCAUCAUAGAGAUCCUCAUGGUUUCACCCCUCUGCAAAAAGCCAUUUUACACGAAGAAUGAAAAGUGGUGACCAUUCUUUCUGGCCUUGGAAACUACACAAAGUCUCCGACGACUUGGCUGUGGCCGCCUGAUAUUUAA
Molecule: messenger RNA, 622 nt
Organism: Blepharisma stoltei
Lineage: Eukaryota; Ciliophora; Heterotrichea; Heterotrichida; Blepharismidae
Source: the annotation of a GenBank genome assembly